CAUAACACGAGCCUAUUUAUCUUCCUAAUUUAGAGGUUUUUUUCCAUUUGUGUUUGGAUCUCUACAUUGAUUUGAAGCAAUCACUUCUCCAUUAAGACAUUUUUUGCACAAACAAAAUGAAUUGUUAAAUGGCCUACCAAUUGACCUUCCAUGCCUAUUCGGCAUACCCAUUACACACCAAGUUGCAAUUGCUAGUUAAAAUCAGCUUAGAAACAAGAAAAUGGAAAUAGAAAAGUUGAAAUUUGCCGUAUAUUACAGCUGGGAAGCCAAGUAUCGCUCCUGAUUUACAGAAACAAAUAGAUGACUGUAAUCCCACGUUUGAGGAUGAAGUGGGCGAUGGUGUUUGAUAGUCAUUGUGGAAGAUUUAUAGUUAGAAUACUUACACAUGUAUUUACCACACAAUCUGCUGUAGAGUCUAGUACGCAUCUUCAAUUAUAAUAGUGGGAUGCCAUCCGCAGGCCAUCUCAAUCUUAAAGCCUUGCGUUGGUUGAAGGAGACACCAACGACUUAUGGGGGAUUUGCAUUUGCUGCGCACAAUUUUUUCCAAAAUAAGCUUAUCGACAUGUAUGUCAAAUGCAGGAGUUUGAUUAAUGCGCGUAAAGUGUUUGACGAAAUGACAGAGCGAGAUGGCUUCUCAUGGAAUGUGAUCAUUGCAGCUUACCGAAAAUGUGAGUAUCCUCACGAGGCAUUGACUCUGUUUCAUCUAAUGCAACACACAGGUGUCCAACCAGACGAAUUUACGUUAGCUAGCAUACUCCCAGCCUGUGCCAAGGUACGAGCUUUGGAACAGGGCAUGGACAUCCAUCAAAGAAUAAUCCAAAGAGGAUUUUUGUCAAAUGUUAUAGUUGCAAGUGCCUUGAUAGACAUGUAUGUAAAAUGUGGAAGUCUUCAGAUGGCGCGCAAACUGUUUGACAAUACUCCUCAAAGAAAUGUGGUUUCGUGGAAUGGAAUGAUUGCAGGGUAUGCUCAAAAUGGUAUUCUCGACAAGGCUUUAAGGCUUUUCGAAGAUAUGCCUAGUCGAGACGUGGUUUCAUGGAAUACAAUGAUUACAGGAUAUGCUCAAAAUGGUGCUCUUGACGAGGCUCUAAGGCUUUUCCAAAAUAUGCCUCAAAGAAAUGUGAUCUCAUGGAAUGCAAUGAUUGCAGGAUAUGCACAAAAUGGUGUUCUUGAUGAGGCAUUAAGGCUUUUCAAAGAAAUGCCUGAAAGAGAUGUGGUUUCAUGGACUGCAAUGAUUGCAGGAUAUGCACAAAAUGGAAACCUUGGGGAGGCUUCAAGGGUUUUCAAAGAAAUGCCUCAGAAAAAUGUGGUUUCAUGGAAUGCUAUCAUUGCAGGAUAUACACAAAAUGGGCUUGUUGAAAAGGCCUUGGAGACUUUUAAGCAAAUGCAAUCAGCAGGUGUACAGCCAAACUCAAAAACCUUUGCUAGCAUCCUCCCAGCUUGUGCUGAAAUGGGAGCUUUGGAACAUGGUAUGGACAUCCAUCAAAAUAUUCUCGAAACGGGUAUUUUUUCAAAUGUUGUAGUUGUCAGCGCCCUGGUAGACAUGUAUGCAAAAUGUGGAAGCCUACAAAAAGCACGCGAACUGUUUGAUAAAAUUUCUCAGCGAGACUCAAUCUUAUGGAGUGCAAUGAUUGCAGGAUAUGCAAUGCAUGGCUUUUACAAGGAUGCGUUUGAACUCUUUACAAUAAUGAAGCUCUCUGGAAUAUACCCUGACCAUGUUAGCUUCGGCUGUGUUUUACUUGCAUGUAGCCAUGCAGGUUUAGUGAAUGAAGGAUGUAAGUACUUCAACAGUAUUUGUGACUCUUAUUGCAUUAUACCUUCAAUGGAUCAUUAUGUAUGCAUGGUUGACCUUCUUGGCCGUGCUGGUUAUCUCGAGGAAGCUCUAAAUUUUAUCAUCAAAAUGCCAAUUGAACCUGCAGUGGUUGUGUGGACAUGUUUACUCGGCUCUUGUAGACUACAUAAGACUAUAGGGCUGGGAGAAUUUACAGCAACUCUUCUUUUUGGGCUGGAUCCAAAAAAUUCUACACCUUACAUUCUCUUGUCAAACAUCUAUGCAGAACUGGGCAGGUGCAGUGAUGUUCAAAGGAUAAGGAAAUUGAUGGAAAACAGAGGAAUAAAAAAGGUACCUGGAUGUAGUUGGAUUGAAGUUCAGAAAGUGGUACAUGUGUUUUCUGUAUUCAACACAUCAUACCCACCUACAUAGGAAAUCAAUGCAAGGUUGAAGAGAUUGUCUUGGGAAAUUAAGAUGGCGUUUUCCAGAUUCAAGACAUGUACUGAACGUUGUAAAGAAGAGAAAAGCUUGCAUUUGAAUUACUUAAAAUCUAUCUCGAAUACAAAUUUUAGAUUCGUCAAGAACUUUCCUGCAUGUUUUGAGUACCACGCUGCCAGCUUGUUUCUUCAUUUCAAUUGAGGAAAAUUGUCAUGGAGAUUAUAUCAAGCUAGCUAUAAACAUUGGCUUGCACUGUUACAAGGUACAUUGUGUCAGACUUCCAGAGAAAAGAAGUAAUCAGGAGGCCUAUACAUCUUAGAAACGAAAAAUUGGAGGUGGCAGGGAACGGCAAAUGUUAAAAGAGAAACGCUGGAAAGAAAUGGAAAGUGCUUGCCAGUUGAAAAUGUGAGACAAAGGUUUAGUAUUAAGUACUGGUAAAUAAUGUUGAGAAGGUGUUAUAUAUCUUGUAUUAAAUAUUUUCUAUGUUGUAAUUGGGCAAUAUUUUUUUUAGGGAGGUUUUAGGUGACAUUGUAAAUGUAUUAAAUUUGGGUUAUAAAUUGAGGAGAGAGACAACUUAUUGGGCUUAUUGAAGAAAUGCAUUUAAUAUUCUUAGUUAUUGUAAAAUGUGUUUAGUGUUGUAAAGUAAAAAACAUUUAAUGCUUAGGGCACAUGUUGCAAGCUGAUUUGGUUUGAGAGAGCAAAGGAGCCACCAUGGAGAUGUUUGAGCACUAAUUAUUUGUCCAUUGAUUAACUU
Messenger RNA from Cryptomeria japonica (Japanese cedar), 2960 nucleotides. Its product is annotated as pentatricopeptide repeat-containing protein At2g13600. Lineage: Eukaryota; Viridiplantae; Streptophyta; Pinopsida; Cupressales; Cupressaceae. The record is from RefSeq and is a predicted model, not a curated record. Gene Ontology annotation, molecular function: protein binding; RNA binding. The transcript is spliced from 2 exons. Gene Ontology annotation, biological process: RNA modification. The coding region runs from base 446 to 2200 and encodes 584 amino acids.